Molecule: messenger RNA, 612 nt
Organism: Metarhizium brunneum ARSEF 3297
Lineage: Eukaryota; Fungi; Ascomycota; Sordariomycetes; Hypocreales; Clavicipitaceae
Source: RefSeq, a predicted model, not a curated record
AUGUCUUCCAACCAGCAAACAAACAGCGCAGGUAACAACGAGGACAUGGAGUUUUUAGCUAUAACCGAGAACCUACGACGCGCAAUAAGAGAAAGAGCUUCACAGUUGACUGUUAGGCCAAAUGAGGAGUUUGAGAGGCGCCUUGGGGAAAUGGUCUCUCAUGGGACAAUUCCGCCUACGCGCGCUCUGCCCUUGACCGACCAGGGAGAGGUUCAGAGAUUAAUCCAGGAAGAAGUCCAGAGAUUAAUCCAGGAAGAAGUCCAGAGAUCAAUCCAGGAAGAAGUCCAGAGAUCCAUCCAGGGACAGUUGGACGAAUUCAGACCCCAAGCUUUGCCGUCAACCGUCCAGGGAGCGGCACAGAGAUCGACCCAGGGACAAUUAGACGAUCUUAAGUCGCGCAUGAUGGCUCCUUGGAUAUUUCCGGGGCCGCCCCGGCCUCCGCGAAACAUGUUUGGACUUUCGACCAGACAACUCGCUCUGCCGACGAUCCAGGGACAAGCUUCAGGACCUCAAGAUGCUCAGGGCCGUGUACAGGCACAACCUCAAGGGCAGGCUCCGUCAUCGCCUGAAGAGGAGGACGAUGAGGAGGAUGGGCGAAUUCGCCCCUUUUAA